This is a messenger RNA of Prunus armeniaca (apricot), 606 nucleotides long. The record is from the annotation of a GenBank genome assembly. NCBI's taxonomy places the organism in Eukaryota, Viridiplantae, Streptophyta, Magnoliopsida, Rosales, Rosaceae.
AUGGAAGCCACACUGGUUCUAUGCGUCGGGUGCGUGGGAAUUUCUGAAGGGGCUGACCUGACAUGGGUGGCCAUCUUUGCAAUUGAAUUGGAGCGAGCCGAUCUGUCAGCGACCGAGCAAGAGCAAGUUAACCAAGUGCUCGCUCUACCUAGUAUCGAGAGAGCUGCGGACAUCUUGCUUGCCAGUGAAGGUCUGAUUAGCUUAACAUUGAUGAGGCCAAGUCGAAAUGAUCACAAUAUGCAAGCUCAGCCGAUAAAGAUGUCCAAGAAAGGCUGGUCUGGAGGCUCGGCUAGAGGCUCGCAACCAACUCGAGUGGGGGCGUCUCCCCAUAUGUCGAUGGUUCGGUGCCAAGCCACUAGUACGACUGCGAGUCCCGCUCAAGGAUCUCAGAAGAGGCGAGCUGACGAGCAGUUACCCCGAGACACAGGGAAGAUGCUAGUUGAAGACGAGCCGAGGAGGGAUAGUGGGAAGAGGCAGUGGUCCCUUGGAGUCGUAGGUGGAGGGAGAAUUGGUGAUCAGCUCGUACCAAGAGGCGGUUUAAAUGGAUGCUGGAAGUGGAUGUGGUCGAGGGGCUGUUCACCAAGGAGAUGGGUUAUAGUGGCAUGA